ACAUCAGGUCGGGAAAUCGAAACAAAACUCCAUCGAUCAGUCACUUUGAGUUGGGCCGAAGAAGAAGCGAGGAACCUUGACAGAAAUCAAAUCGGAUUGGGAGGUCCUCCAUGGGGAAGAGGAAGGAGGAUCAACGGACGGACUACGACUCGAGCUCCAGCUCGAGCUCGAUCUCUUUCGACGCCAAGCGGAAUAGGCCUCGGGACUACCAGAAUGGGGAGAAAAGCAGGACAAACGACGGGACGCCUUGGGAGGGGUUUGGAGAUUUCCUUCGUGACGCAGUUAUCGAACUCAAAGACACCAUACAGGUUAAGUUGAGCACGGAGGGAAAAUUCAAAAGAAAAAUUGAAAAGAUUAAGGAAAAGAGAAAAAAAGAUAAGAAGAAGCAUGAAGAAGAUCUCAGAAUACUCAAGCAAGAGCUCGCAAUACUCAAGGAAAAUGUCAGAAUACUCCAAGAAGGUCACCAAGAUCUCAAAUCAAAAAUCGGAGGGAUGCCAAAAGAAGGGCGUGCUGAAGUUCAGAGAUCGCAGCUAAGCCAAUCAACAAAUUUUCGACUAGUAAUCGAAAAUAGCAUAAUCACACCUAUUUACAAAAACGAAACUGUACAGACCGAAGGUGGUGGAGGUCACAUAAGAGUUAUCAUGUAUGAUGGUGGUAAUCCAAUUGCACCUGACCACCCUCUUGCUUCAGCUAAAGUUGACCUAGUUGUCAUUGAAGGACGGUUCAAUGAACCUAAGCGAGAUUCUUGGUCUAAAGAAGAGUUUGAGAAAAGCAUAAUAAAACCGCGAGACGGAAUGGUAAGGCUAGUGAAAAAUGGUACAUUCAAUCUGAUUGAUGGGAGUCAUGAUCAUCCAGGUACCAUUAUUAUGGAUAAUUCGCAAAAAAAGGAAGUUAAGCUUGGAGUAAUGAUCGCAAUGCAUACAGAAGAAAGAGUUCUUGAAGGAGUAUCAAAUCCUUUCAAAGUGCAGGAAGGCAAGACAAAACGCUCAAAAGAGAAGGGUAAAAAACUUUGUCCUCCAGCUCCAACUCGAAACAUGGCACAACCAACCAGCACCCAGACAACACAAAAUGGGCAAGCCCUAAACAGCAAUGGUCAAUAUUUUUAUCAACAAACUCCAACCCAACACUUGGGGCAGUCAACCAGCGUGUACUCAAUGCACCAUGACGGAGUUUACCAUUGGCGACAAGCUAGCACUCAAAACCAAUUGCAGGCAGUAGUUAAUCCACAUUUAUCUGCCCACGGACAAGACCAGGACACUAGUUUUCCUUAUGGAAGUUCUGAACUUGCACAUCAGCAUCCUUUAGAGGAAGAUUGGUUGAGUUCUAUUCAGCCGUCUUUCAACCCCGAAGAUGUACCCUAUUCAAAUGCCGAUACACAGGUGGUAUUGACUUAGGAGCAGAAGAUGUUUCUAUCAAGUGGCGCACAGCCGGAGACUGUCGGAAGGCGAUGGAAGGGACGCUCACAUCGACCCCGUGCGAGCAUGACAUAUUGAUUUCAAUUGGAAAAAUAUUAACAAUGUAAAUUAUCUUAUAAGUAUGAGCAUGAGCACUCUUAUGAACUUGUGAUGACCAUUUUCUAGUCCAGUGAUUGGCAGAUUGAUGGUAGUGUACUUUUAAUUGAAUUACACUCAGAGUUAUCGUUGUUCAAGAUUUUAGUGCAAAUCUGAUAGUAGGCAGUCCGGUAGUAUCCAUUAGAAGUAUGAAAAUCGUAGUGGUGGUUCUUAACUACUUGUAAAUAAAUCAGUGAUUUCCGCUUGGGUUGUGAUGCCUGGAUGAUGUCCAGGAGGAUACAUAUCUGGAUAAGCAUCUGCAGCUUGCA
This is a messenger RNA of Lolium perenne, 1819 nucleotides long. RefSeq lists its product as uncharacterized. The record is from RefSeq and is a predicted model, not a curated record. Gene Ontology annotation, cellular component: nucleus. Gene Ontology annotation, biological process: regulation of salicylic acid biosynthetic process. NCBI's taxonomy places the organism in Eukaryota, Viridiplantae, Streptophyta, Magnoliopsida, Poales, Poaceae. Gene Ontology annotation, molecular function: sequence-specific DNA binding; DNA-binding transcription factor activity; calmodulin binding.